Abrus precatorius (Indian licorice) is the source of this 1764-nucleotide messenger RNA. RefSeq names its product protein TIC 55, chloroplastic. Gene Ontology annotation, biological process: protein targeting to chloroplast. The transcript has 3 exons. Gene Ontology annotation, cellular component: chloroplast. The coding region runs from base 100 to 1713 and encodes 537 amino acids. The record is from RefSeq and is a predicted model, not a curated record. Gene Ontology annotation, molecular function: 2 iron, 2 sulfur cluster binding; chlorophyllide a oxygenase activity. Lineage: Eukaryota; Viridiplantae; Streptophyta; Magnoliopsida; Fabales; Fabaceae.
ACUCGGGAAACGUGCAACAGCAACACCCAUCCACGUGUCUGUUACCAACACUCUCUUUUCUUCUUCUCUUCUGAUUCCUGGUUUCCAAUCACUUUAACUAUGGCGUUGGUUAAUCCAUUUCUCUCCCCCACUCGAACUUCACUGCCGUUGCGCAUUUCCAUUCCCCCAUCAAACCAACUACUACGUUGGACUCUGUGUUCUGUGUCAUCAUCAACAACAAGAACGAAACACUUGAGGUGUGGUGCCACUGCAGAUAUCAAAACAGCACCUUUAAUUGACGGGGAAGAAGAUGGGAAGGUUCUUGUGGGUCCUACCAGCGAGGAGAGUGUGGUUGCAGACUAUGACUGGACACAGGAAUGGUACCCUCUGUACCUCACUAAGAAUGUGCCCCAAGAUGCACCCCUCGCUCUCACUGUCUUUCACAAGCAACUCGUGUUGUUUAGGGAUGCCAAUGCCAUCUUUCGAUGUUACGAAGAUCGCUGCCCCCACAGGUUAGCGAAACUAUCAGAGGGCCAGUUGAUUGAUGGAAGGCUUGAGUGCCUGUACCAUGGAUGGCAAUUUGAAGGGGAGGGCAAAUGUGUGAAGAUACCUCAGCUUCCUGCUGAUGCAAAAAUCCCUCGGUCUGCAUGUGUAAGAACAUAUGAAGUGAGGGACUCUCAAGGUGUUAUUUGGGUGUGGAUGUCCCUAAAGACACCUCCAAAUGUCAAUAAAAUACCUUGGUUUGAGAACUUUGCAAGGCCAGGGUUUCAAGAUAUUUCAACAAUUCAUGAACUCCCAUACGAUCACUCUAUUCUUCUGGAGAACCUGAUGGAUCCUGCCCAUGUGCCAAUCUCACAUGAUAGAACAGAUUGGACUGCAAAAAGAGAGGAUGCGCAGCCGCUAUGUUUUGAGGUGACCGAAAGAACUGAUAGAGGGUUUGCAGGCUGGUGGGGCAGGGAGAAAGAUGGCUCUAUGCUUAACUUCUUAAGAUUUGAGGCUCCUUGUGUUCUACAAAACAAUAGGGAAAUUGUUGAUAAAAAUGGUGAAAAAAACUACUUCAGUGGUCUGUUUCUUUGUAGACCAACUGGACAAGGGAAAUCCAUGGUGAUAGUGAGGUUUGGAUCAACAAAAAGAUCUCCACUAGUAAAGCUGUUUCCUGAAUGGUACUUCCAUCAGAAUGCAGGGAAGGUAUUUGAGCAAGACAUGGGAUUCUUAUCAUCCCAAAAUGAAACUCUUUUGAGAGAGAAAGCUCCAACAAAGGAACUAUACCUGAAUCUAAAAUCAUCAGACACAUGGGUUGCUGAAUACAGGAAGUGGGUGGACAAAGUGGGGCAUGGGAUGCCAUAUCAUUUUGGUCAUAGCACUAUUUCCUUACCCAAAGAGCCUGCUGUGGUCGAACAUGCUCCUGCUGGACUCAUUGCAGGAUUAUCCGCUUCCUCACCUGCCAAAGGGGGCAUUGGAACAAUGCAUGCCCCUAAUUUAGCCAAUAGAUAUUUUAGGCAUGUAAUACAUUGCAAAGAAUGUAGUACUGUGGUAAAGGCUUUCCAAAGUUGGAAAAAUGCCCUUUCAGCUGUGGCUGUUGCAUUGGCUGCAUUGGCUAUUCUGGUAUCUGGUAGACAGUGGAAAUUACUCCUACUGGUAUCUGCGUCUCUAUGCUCUGUUGGAGUCUAUGCUUGCUCAACAGCAAUUGCAAUGAACACAACAAAUUUUAUCAGGACACAUAGGAGAUUGUGAGGUACUAGUUGUAAAGUAGUCGUUUUUAAAUGAAUGCAUUUAGUUUGUCUA